Messenger RNA from Drosophila busckii, 5093 nucleotides. It is a transcript of the gene Pak3, whose product is annotated as serine/threonine-protein kinase PAK 2. The coding region runs from base 909 to 2615 and encodes 568 amino acids. The transcript is spliced from 2 exons. Gene Ontology annotation, biological process: regulation of axonogenesis; intracellular signal transduction; protein phosphorylation. Gene Ontology annotation, molecular function: ATP binding; protein serine/threonine kinase activity. NCBI's taxonomy places the organism in Eukaryota, Metazoa, Arthropoda, Insecta, Diptera, Drosophilidae. Gene Ontology annotation, cellular component: cytoplasm. The record is from RefSeq and is a predicted model, not a curated record.
GCAGCGCGACUUGCAGUAAGAGAAAAGUUGGAUGAAGUUGUAAUUACAAAGAAAAGUUUACGCUACUGUAAAAUUGUAAAAUUAAUAUAUAAAACCAAGUUUGUGAAUAAAAGCAAUGGCACAAAGAAAAAGCUAACAAACAAAAGCGAACGUGUAUGCGGCUAAAAUAUUACCACCCAAGUGAAACAACAACAGCAGUGGCAUAAGCAAGAACAAGACGCUGUUGCGGCCACUCCUUUUGUGUUGCCGUUGUCUCGUUCCAGAAAUAUGUGUGCGUGUGUGAGUGAGAGACUGUGUUUGUGUGCGUGUUCGUGUUCGUGUACGCGUUGUAAUUGAGGAAUUGUGAUUGCUAUUGCUGAAUUAAUUAAAAAGUUGUACCAAGUGAGUGCUGAGCAAUAAAAAGUGAAAAUUCUACGCUGCGCACAAAAUGGCAAAAAGAUUUUUUUUCUAAAAGUGUCUGCAAAAAGUUGAGCCACAGUCUUAACUAGGGAGAUAAGCGAGCACACACAAAACCACACACAAAUACAUGCGCAUAGACACGCAUACAGAAUUAUAUAUAAAUGCAUGUUUAUGACUCACUGCCCUGGCCCUGUGUGUGAGUGAGCAAUAUUGUGUGAGGGAGUAGAGGCUGACUGCUACCUACGGCAACAACAACAACAACAACAACAACAACAACAGCAGCAGCAGCAACAGCAACAAUAAAAACAAAUCGCCGAUGCCGCGCUUCAAUAGAAUUAAAAUUUCCCAAGUCGAGCGCAGCUAAUCGCAUUUGAAGAAAAUUCCAACGUUUGCGAUAGUAACACAGCCAAAGCAACAAAGCCAGAACUAUUAAGCUGUGCUGUGAGUGAAGAGUGAAAGGCAAAGAUAGAGCGAGAGUGCUCAUCAGCAACAGAAGCAGCAGCAACAAAAUGAGUUUCACCAAGUGGUUCAAGAAGAAGGAGCAAAUCUCCGAAAUUGGUGCACCUACAAAUUUUCAAAGGCAUUUCCAUGUGUCACGAAAUCAGGAAACAGGCGAUCUGGAGGGUCUGCCCACGCCAUGGGUGCGGCUAAUGAAUACACAAAUUACUCGUGAUGAGCAGGAUAAGAAUCCAGAUGCAGCAUAUCAUGCGGUUAAAUAUUACAAUUACUCGAUAAAGAAGAAAGAGCAGGAAGUAUUUAAGCCCUUCAUUACCGAGGAUGUCAUACACGAGGAGUCCAAAGAGAUUGACAAAUAUGUUGAUUAUAAAAAUAAGCACAAAUCGCAGGAUUUGGAUAAGUCCGAUGAUGAUGAUGGCAGUGGCAGUUCCACGGCUACUGAAAGCAGUAGCGGCUGUGGCAGCUCCACGGCAAACAGCAACAGUAGCAGUCUCAAUGAUAGCAGUCAACAAUCUGUGCUGCCAUUGGAUGCGCUGAACGAAGUCAUCAAGGAGCUGGAAUCGAGCUUGGGACGUGAAACGCUCAAGCCCAUACCAGCGAGUCACACACAGCCGCCCCCGGUGCCGCCCAAGAAAUCGCCAAGCCAAAUGCCGCCCAAGCCACAGAUCAAGCCAAAGCCACGCAGUGUUACAUCCAAGUUGCCUCGCCAAUCCGAAAACCGACCCACUCUGGUCGAUGAACAUGGUCAGCAUAAAAUUAAUACGGAUACAAUAAUAAUUAAGCCAGCGCCAGCGGGAGGUGAAGAUGGCGAUGCGCCCGAGGAAACGAUACUGCGUCGUUCCAAGGAGAAACGUGCUCAGAAGACAGAUGCCGAAAUCUAUGAUGAGCUGCGCGUCAUUUGCAAUCCUGAAGAUCCACGCGAGCGCUACAAGACCACACAGGAGGUGGGCAAAGGUGCUUCGGGCAUUGUCUUUAUCGCAGGUGACAUGCAAUCGGAAUCCCAGGUGGCCAUCAAAACAAUCGAAAUGAAAAAUCAGUCCUCCAAGGAUCUCAUACUCACCGAAAUACGUGUGCUCAAGGAUUUCAAUCAUAAGAAUUUGGUUAAUUUCCUCGAUGCGUAUCUACUCGAACCCGAGGAUCAGCUGUGGGUGGUCAUGGAGUAUAUGGAUGGCGGUCCACUAACCGAUGUAGUUACCGAAACGGUAAUGAAGGAACGUCAGAUCGCCUGUGUUUGCCGUGAAGUGCUCUACGCCAUUAGCUUUCUGCAUGCCAAGGGCAUUAUACAUCGCGACAUUAAAUCAGAUAAUGUGCUGCUUGGCAUGGAUGGCUGUGUGAAGGUGACGGACUUUGGCUUCUGCGCCAACAUCGAAGGCGAUGAGAAACGACAGACAAUGGUUGGCACGCCAUAUUGGAUGGCACCAGAGGUCGUCACGCGUAAGAAGUACGGCAAGAAGGUGGACAUUUGGUCCAUAGGCAUUAUGGCCAUUGAAAUGAUUGAGGGACAGCCGCCUUAUCUGUAUGAGACGCCGCUGCGUGCGCUCUAUUUAAUCGCUGCCAAUGGUCGUCCGGAUAUUAAGAGCUGGGACAAGCUCAGUCCUAAUCUACAGAACUUCCUCGAUCGCUGUCUGCAGGUGGAGGUCGAUAAACGUGCCACUGCCGAUGAGCUGCUGAAGCAUCCAUUCCUAGAUGACUGCAGCGAAGUCAAGGCGCUGGUCCCCAACAUUAAGGCUGCCAAGAAAGUUCUACGUCGCAAUGUAUAGUUAAUGUGUAAUCCUCACCAACAUCGAGCGGCCAAGCUACACUUUGCGUGAAGGUAAACAAACAAACUACAACAACAAAAAGAAAAAAAAUUGUACAUAAAUAACUAACGUAUGUCUGGAGAGUUGAUCUGGAAUAAAUGGAACAAAAUGCUGAUUACUUUUUUUUUGACACACAACUACGAAAAACAACAACAACGAACAAUAUCAUAACUAUAACAACAACAAAGAGCAAGUCGUGGAACUUGAUUUCAAGUCUCUGAACUCCUGGGCACGCGUUGUGCAUUGCUGGCCGAUGACAACGUUAAAUGCACAUGGCGAAUAUGACUUGGCUAAUCAUAACUACACACAGCAGUAGUCGUCGCAGCAGCAGCAGCAGCAGCAGAUGAAAUAUGGUAGCACACAGUGACGUCAUAGCUUGUAGCCCAGCAACAGCAGCAGCGAUCGUCAUCAAGCAGCAACAACAAGAACAAGAGCAAUAGCAGAAGAAGCCGGUUCACGCGAUGUUUGUUUGUUUUUAAGGGGUUUUGAUAUGCUAGAUUGUUUUUGCUUAAACCUAUUAAUUUGCCCAAGACGAAAUACAAUAUGCAAGCGUAUAGUUUAGCUAUAUGUAGUAUAAAUAUGUUUUUAAGUAUGAAUAAUUGACUGGCUGAUUGUGCCCCGUUGUGUAUACCUAGGCGUAUAUACAAUACGUUUACGUUAACGAUUACAAUUACGAUUAUAAUAUAUACAAUAGUUAAAUUAUGUUUGAACGCAUGAGUUGUGCUAGUUAGUACGAGCACUCACAGAAACAGAUACAGAUACAUUGAUACAUACAUACGCAGAGACGCAUUCAGAGAGAUACUACAAAUUGUAUUGUUAAGACGACAUUAGAUGGAUAAAUGUUUACAUAGUAUAUACAUAAAUAUACAUACAUACAUAAAUGUGAUUUAAGCGAUUUUAUCAAAGCUGCAUUAUGCAAUUCUAUAUAAAAUUCGUCUUAGUUUAUAAGUCCAACACCAACUAAACUAAAAACAACUAAUUAAACAUGCAAUAUUUGUUGUAAAUUGCCAAAAACAAAAACAAAAAUAUAAUGUUAAAAUACUAAGUGGAAAUAUGAGUGUAACAAGUGCCAUUAGGACUAGCUAGCAGCAGUGAGAGCGACUUAAGAUUAACAACGAGAACAAAAAUUAAAACAUAACAGCCAACAAAAUUCAAUAAUUAUAGCACUACCCAAAUAUUGUAUUAGAGUUUAAAACAUCUCUUCCCAAGACAAACACGCACAAAAUUCAAUUUCAAAUUAAUAACUACUAUAUAUGUAUACCUACUAGAUUGAAAAAUGUCAUUGAGCAAGCUCUUUAAUUCCAUUUAAAAUUAGUACAAACAUAAGACUAAAUAGUUCUCCAUGUUUAUGCUACACAAAAUUAAUUUGCCAUAAAUAACGCACAAAUAUAGAUACAUAGUAUGUGUAUAUACAAAUGAGUCAACUGUAAUACCCCAAAAUUGCAAUAGAUUGGGCAUGCAAGCUUAGAAAACUAGUAAUUGUAAGCAACUGCAAAGACACAAUUAAUUGAAAUCGUUUUUAAUUAUGUCAAAUUUGUUUAUUCUUUUUUGUUUACUAAAGUUUAUUAAGACUGCCGGAUUGACAAAAUGCAAAACUAGUCGCUGAAAGUAAAACAAUUGUAAUUUGAUAUUGUAAAUGCUGGCAGUGCUUAGAAUGAAGCAAACACAUAUGAUGGCAAAUUAAAUUGGCAAGUUCUGUGGGCCGUUGCUUAGCUUUGUUAUAAUUAAAUAGAACAACUGUAGUAGUGAGGGAAUUUUUAAUUGUUGUACACGCAUACACAGAGAGCAGGCACUAACUUGAAAUUCAUUAGCCAAGAACUGCUGCUGCAGAACGGUCAUAGUUAAAUAUUUUAAAGAUUCUUAUUUCAAUAACACUAGCAUUAUAUUAUGUUAAUGUCAGAGUUAGUUUGGCAUCACGUUUUGUAGGCUCUAGUAGAGCUCCUAUGUGUACAUAAGUAAGGCAUUUUUUGCAAACAAUUUUUAGAGCUUACAUUUUUAAACAAAUUAUACAUGUAUGUGUUUACUGGCUUAAUCGACCGAGAGGCAGUGUACGAUGGGGACAAGGCAACGAACGUCAAGUAUUUUGGAUAUUAAUUGUAGCAAAAGUAUUCUGAGCCACAGUUGUGGCAUAAACCACAAACAUACCCAAACAAACAUAAUCGCAAGCGCAUUUACAACAAGAAACUACAAAAGCUAAAUCUAGCAAACAACAAAUGCAAUGAUUACAAUUAAACGAAGUGAAACUUUAGUCUUUAAAAUAGUAGCAUAAAUUUUUUAUACGCAAUUUUUUAUUGCAAUUGUAAAAUUGAACUAUCAAAUACUAACAGUCAGCCAACAGUUGGAUAAAACCAUAAAAUUUUAAAUGCGCAAGGUUAUAAACGUAACAAAACAAUGAAAUCGGCGCUAUUUCUAUUACAUGUAGUUUAAUAUACAAAUUAU